CAAACUGUCUACUCGUAUAUAAAUAUUUUGUUUAAUUAAUUCUGCAAAAGAUUUGGUAUUUGUAAAUCUAUUUUGCAUAUUUAUUUUGUUACCAAUGAUAGUACGGAAAUUGUUAAUUUAUUCAUGAUGGAUGCAAAUGACGUUUCUCAGUUGACCGAGUUCCCUCGGUUUGAAACAGAAGGGAAUCAAAGGGGUGUUACAACAUUUUUUAAUAAAUUGUGGAAACUUCCCUUAUUUUCGCCUAACGAGAGUACAGAUCAAUCUGAUGAAAAACUAAUGGGUGAUGAAAGAAAUAACGAUCGUAGUGAUGAAAGAAGAAAGGCGGAAUACUCAGAUAAAAAUGAUAACUCAGAGAACAGUGAAUUUAGGACCAAUAUUAGGAAAAUAAGUUACCUGGGAUCUGGGAGUGGUACCCGCUACGCAGACACAGAGCUAGCCCGCUACUGGAUGCCGGACGAUAUCUCCCGCGAAUGCUACGAGUGUGCUGCGCGGUUCGGCACGCUGCGACGGCGUCAUCAUUGUCGAGUGUGUGGACAGAUAUUCUGUUCGAGGUGUUGUAGUCAACGGGUACCAGGUCAAAUAUUUGGAUGCGGGGGCGAUCUCCGCGUGUGCACAUACUGUUGUAAUGUGGUGUUAAGAUAUCUACGGGAAAAUGAUAUUACCGGCGAAAUAUCACCUGAUUUACGGACACUACAAGAGAAUUUACAGAUAAAAUUCCCCGAAAACAAAUCGACGAGUCCCCACAGUCGUGACUUCGUGUUCGCUCGCGAGCAAGAGACGUGCGAAUUUAAAAGCACAACCAAAGAUAUCUAUGAAAUUUAUAGACAAUUGUCAUUUGCGUUGCCUACACAGCAACAUAGAUAUCGGCUAGUAAGAUAUAACAACGUGUGGCGUGGAUGUGACAUGUUACAAUGGGUCAUGGACAACACUGUACACAAAACAAGGGCACAAGCGACGCAAGUGUGCCACAGUCUCAUACAACUGGGCUACGUGGAGCGAGCCACUGAGCCCUCGCAGUUCGCCGACUACGCGCUGUACCGCCCGCUGAGCAUAGCGCGCACUGACACUAAGGACCAACCUGAAGAAGAACAACCUGUAGAAGAACCAACUAAAUUAGUGGAAAGCGUGUCGUCGUAUUGCCUAGAUCUAAAUCUAGGAAAUAGUUCAGCUAGACUCAUCAAAUCCACCAAAACAGAACCAACGGAGGUAAAGCCAUCAGAGGAAGAACAACAAAAUGUGGAUCAAAAUGAAAUGGACGAUUCCCCCCGGCCAGUGUGCAAGGCCAUAGAGCAGGCUGGGGCGGAGCACUUGGCGCUGCUGCUGCGGCAGUGCCUCGCGCGGCGCGGGCUGGCGGCGGCCUGGGCACCCGCCCUGCUGCCGCUCUGUGUGCACGCCGCGCACGUCACUGUGCCCGAUUAUAUGGGCAACGACAUCGACGUCAGGAAUUACGUCCAAAUUAAAAAGGUACCUGGUGGAGAUAUGAAGGAUAGCGUGGUUAUACCGGGCGUGGUUAUGACCAAGAAUGUAGUGCACAGGGGUAUGCCGCGUCAGAUUUCAAAUCCGACGGUGCUGCUUCUAGAUUGUUCUAUCGCGUACCAGCGCGUGGAGGGGAAACUCACUUCCUUGGAACCUGUUCUAAUGCAGGAACAAGAGUACCUAGCGCGAUGUGCGGCCCGCAUAUCAGCGUUGCGGCCCCGCGUCGUGCUCGUGCGGGGCGCUGUGGCUAGAGCUGUGCAGGACAGGUUGAGGGAAUUGGGUGUAGCCUUAGCACUCGGAGUUGGUGAUAAAGCGUUGCGCAGAGCAGCCAGAUGUGCUAAGGCUGAUCUAGUGGCAUCUAUAGAUGCUAGGAUUGGAAUGCCUAGACUUGGCACUUGUAAGAACUUUUAUGUCAAAAAUUAUUCGAGCAAAACGCUCAUGGUGUUAGAAGGAUGUGCGGAACCGAACUUAGGUUGUUGUAUUUUACUACGCGGCGCUAAUAACCAAGAGUUGAUGCGAGUAAAGAAAGUAGUCAAGUUCAUGCUACUCGCUUGCUAUAACUGGAAGCUAGAAAAAGCAUUCCUCGGUGACAUAGAAGCUGUGCUACCAGAACCUGGAAUGAGCUUUGUUGAUGAUGAGGAUGAUCAAAAUGAUGAUAAAAACACAAAAGAAGAAAUAAUAGAAACCGGGGAAGCGGUACUCGAAAGAAUAAAUACCAAUGGUUCUGAUGAUAGCGACGAUAUCUUUGAUAACGCUAGAAGCAAUGCUCUUAUUGAUAAUUCUGAAGUAAAAGAGAAUGAUUCAAAUACUGAAGGUGUUAAAGACACUGAUCCACUAAAAGCGAAGCAGUUUCGUAAAACUGAAAGCGAUAAGAAUCUCAGUUGCGGUGUGCCGAUACGGGAUUUCAGCGAUCCGUUGAGGUCUACGCUGUCUAUGGAAGAUGAGGUUUUUCUGCCCGAGGAGGCUGAGUUGAAAGCGGAUACGAAGAGUGAAAGAUGGUGUACAGACGACGUAGUACUGUCAAUGUCACCCAACAUAGUAGUCCCAGCGCCAAGUAGGCCGCUGUACUCAGCACCACGCCCGCACACACCGCGCCCGCAGCGCACGCACGGCAAGGAACUGAAAACAGCGCCUGUACCGGAACCCCACCCGUUCAUAAAGCAAGCGAUCACAGCACCUGCGGACGACUUGGCAAUGCGGAGGUCGUUAGCGCACUUUCGCGCUACGGGAUGUCGAUUUGUCACUGAUAAACAUAAGAUGGAAUGUCCGAAAUACAAUCCAUCUGUGAUCAAGCAAGUGGAGAGUGAGAAAGAGACGAACAAACAGACAGAAAGUGUGGAACCCCCGGAUCCGUUGGACCCGGUAAAUCAUCAGAAACUAAGUCUACUAUUGUACAGCUAUAGCAAUAAGUCGCCGAAUGUUCCAGACUUCUGUGUUAAUCCUUGGAUAGUAACAAUGGAAAUGUAUGGACGUCAUGAUAUUUCUCUGGGCGCAUUUCUAGAGAAAUACUGCUUCAGUCCCGACCACAAGUGUCCUUCAAACACUUGCCAUGUGCCCAUGAACCAGCAUGUUAGGAAGUUCGUGCACGAUGACGUGUGUAUAACAAUAACAUGCAAUACUAUUGGCCAUAGCAAUGUCGAUAAACCGAAGGAGGAUUUGAAUAAACAGGUGAUGUUCUGGUCGCGCUGCGAGACAUGCGCCACCGUAUCUCGUGGUGCCCCCUUAUCCCGCAGCGCGCGGUCGCUCUCACUGGCCCAGUACCUGCGCACACGCGUGGCCGCCCCCAGACUAGCCCGUGCCCUGUGCCACCACCCACUCAGCGCACAUUCACACGCGUUCGUCACUCGACUCACUACGGCUUGCUUCAGGUACAACAAGAUUUCAAUGUACGAGAUCCAACUGCCGCCAGACGUGAUAUCCAUAGAUUACGACGUGAAACAGAUGCGAGAAUCCCUUAUCGCACAUCUCAAUGACUUAAUGCUAAAAGGUCACGAGACACUAAGUUCGAGUGAUAACUGCGGCGAGGCGGAGCGUGAAUAUGCCGCGUUCAAGCUGCAUAUGGAGCAUUUGCAUCUCGCACUUACUGCUCCUAGUAAUAUGCAAUCGGUUCCUGACAUGGUCCGUCGACUCUGGAACGUAUACGAUAACAUAAUAACUGGAGAGAAGAUGCUGCGAGAUGCACAGGACAAACUAUCUCUCACCGCUAAGGGCAAAGUGCAAAUGGAGAGUAAUGUAGAAGACAGGACAGAUUCAGAGGACUCCACUGGAGAUUCGUCGAAUGAAAUAAGUGAUGGUAACAGAGAUUCCGAAAAAGAACACGGUGAAGAAGAAGAAGAAAAAGGUGAUAAGAAAACAGUGAAGCAGAUUUUGUCACAACUACUCAGCAAUAAUCAACCGUCCAAUCAGGGUGGUAUGAUAAUAUCAAGCGGGGUUGUACCAGUGGUGGUGAAAGCUGGUGAAAUAGGCUCAGUGAUAGCGGCCACACUUGCGUCUGUCACUUAUCAGCAUACGUUGCAACAACAUCGACAACGUCAUAGUACUCAAAGUGAGCAAGAGGAACAAGAGAACUUAACAUCUAGUAAAGAUAAAACUGAUGGCGAUAAGGCGAAGGCCAAGUCGAAUAAUGAUCACAUCGAGGUGUUGUUAAAAGACGGGCUGGUGUGUCGCGUGUACUACGCAGCACAGUUCCACAAGCUGCGGCACAUGCUGGUCGCGCCGCUCAGCGCUGCGGACAGCACUGAGAACCGAGACGAGAAGUGCUGCGACCCGCACAAGGAGAGGGACAAUAAAGGUGUGUGCGAAAUAGAGGAAGGUUUCAUCCGUUCGUUAGCGCAGUGUGUGCCCUGGGCUACUAGGGGAGGAAAAUCUGGCUCUACAUUCUGUAAAACUAAAGACGACAGAUAUGUACUGAAAGAAAUGACGAAGCCUGAAUGGCAGCAGUUCUUAGAAUUCGCUCCACACUAUUUCAACUAUAUCACAAACUGCAGGAAUAAUAAGCAGCCCAGUUUGCUCGCGCGCAUCCUGGGCGUGUUCAGCGUGGGCGGGGCGGGCAGCGGCGUGCUGGUGACGGAGCACGUGUGGUACGGGCGCGGUACGUGUGCGCGGUUCGACCUGAAGGGCGCGGCGCGACAUCGCCUCGCGCUCGGAGCCGCCGCCGCACCGCCCGGGCAAGCUGUGCUCGUGGAUGAUAACUUGCUUGCAAUACGCUGGGACCGUCAACUCUACGUGUCGGCGAGUACCGCUAACACGCUAUGGAGUAGCCUGGAGCGAGAUACCGCGUUUCUCUCGCAGCACCACGUGAUGGAUUACUCGUUACUACUGGGGAUACAAGAUAAUACGCUCGUUUUGGGGAUUAUAGAUUACAUCCGCACAUUUACUUGGGACAAAAAACUUGAGCAUCUAGUGAAGAAGAACUUAGGUUCAGGCCAGCCCACCGUGGUGUCACCUGAACAAUAUCGCAGAAGAUUUUGUGCGGCCGCUCGCAAAUACUUCCUGCAUUGCCCACAUCAUUGGGAUCUUAUUUUUGGAAAUUAGGAGAAAUUUUGCGGGAAAUAUGGAUUUUUGUAUAAAAUAUGUAAAAAAUUAUAAGCAAAAUCGAUUUUUUUGUGCAAAAAAAAUUAUUAUUUUUUAUAAUUUAUCUGUUAUUUAUUAUCAAAUAAUAUAGAAGGCGUAGAAUGAAGGUUUUUUUUAUUUUGAAAUGAAUUUGCAAACUUUAUGUUGUACAAUAUUAAAAAUUAUGUUGUUUUUUUGUUUCGAACAAUUUGAGAUGAAAUUUUAUACUUAUAUUUUGCUUGGGUAAAAAUCGGCUCUAAUGUUCAUUCGAUUAUGAUAUAAAAUAUUACUUACAUUUGAUUAAAUGUUGCUCGAUAUCAGAUUAAUGAUAUGUAUUUAAAAAAAAUUGCUUUCAAAUUGUCGCUCGGUUAAUUUUUAGAUUUUUUAUAUUUUAUUUACUUUCCAUCUUCCAUCUACUUAAUAAAAACCACAAGGAAUAUUAUAUAUUUCAUAACUAGUUUUAAGGUGUUUGAUUUAUUCCGAUUUGUUACCAUAUUUUUUAGUCUUAAAGUUGUGAAAAUGAAAUAUGAAAAAUUAUUACUUGCAAUAAUAUUAAUACAAUAUAUGUUUCUGUACCAGUCUUUCCAAAUAGAUUGUAUUUAUAUUUUUAUAGGAAUAAUAGUUGAAUCUAACUCAUUUUUAAAUAUUGGCUUUAAGAAAGUAUUAGCUGAUUGGAGUCUCAAAGAAUUAGCAUAAUAAUUAGUAUUAUAUACCAUUUAUUUAAGUACAUAUGGUACUCAAAAUAAAUAUUUAUUUUACAUUCUAAAAAUAGUAUUUUUGUUUUUUCCAGUUGAAUAUUAAUAUUUUAUUGCACGUUUAGUUACAUUCCAGAUCAUUAGUUUUAAAAUGUUAUAUUCUUUCACCUGAUGUUAUUUUUACACACCCGCUUAAUAAAUGAAUUUUAUUUUAAA
Messenger RNA from Colias croceus (clouded yellow), 5939 nucleotides. RefSeq names its product 1-phosphatidylinositol 3-phosphate 5-kinase (gene fab1). Gene Ontology annotation, cellular component: endosome membrane. Gene Ontology annotation, molecular function: metal ion binding; 1-phosphatidylinositol-3-phosphate 5-kinase activity; ATP binding. NCBI's taxonomy places the organism in Eukaryota, Metazoa, Arthropoda, Insecta, Lepidoptera, Pieridae. The record is from RefSeq and is a predicted model, not a curated record. Gene Ontology annotation, biological process: phosphatidylinositol phosphate biosynthetic process; intracellular signal transduction. The transcript has 34 exons. Bases 124 to 5010 code for a protein of 1628 amino acids.